Messenger RNA from Chaetura pelagica (chimney swift), 897 nucleotides. RefSeq names its product 1-acyl-sn-glycerol-3-phosphate acyltransferase alpha-like. Gene Ontology annotation, cellular component: endoplasmic reticulum; membrane. Gene Ontology annotation, molecular function: 1-acylglycerol-3-phosphate O-acyltransferase activity. Gene Ontology annotation, biological process: phosphatidic acid biosynthetic process. The record is from RefSeq and is a predicted model, not a curated record. Lineage: Eukaryota; Metazoa; Chordata; Aves; Apodiformes; Apodidae. The transcript is spliced from 7 exons. The coding region runs from base 1 to 897 and encodes 298 amino acids.
AUGGAGCUGCUCCUGCUGCUCCUCCUCCUCUUCCUCUUCCUCCCCGGGGCAGCCCUGCUGCUCUACAGGCACGAUGGCACCUUCCACUACUUCUGCAAGGUGGCUUUCUUCAACCUGUGGCUGGUGGCUGCUGCCACCCUCCUGUCCCCCCUGGCAGCUCUUCGGGGACGCUCCGUGGAGAACAUGAAGCUGCUCAGAGCUGCCAUCCUGCCCCUCAAACGCUUCUGUGGCAUCAAGAUGCAGGUGUGGGGGCUGGAGCAGCUGGACCUGGAGGGGCCCUACGUCAUUGUUUGCAACCACCAAGCUUCUCUGGACCUCCUGAGCAUGGUGGAGGUGAUUCCUGAGCGUUGUGUGCCCGUGGCCAAGAAGGAGCUGCUGUACCUGGGCACGGUGGGCUGGGCCUGCUGGCUCAGUGGCAUCAUCUUCAUCGACCGGCGCCGCAGGGCUGAUGCCAUCCAGGUCAUCUCCCAGACAGCCAGGACCAUGAGGAGGGAAAACCUCCGGGUGUUCAUUUUCCCUGAAGGCACCAGGAACCAGGAGAAGUCCAUGUUGCCCUUCAAACGUGGGGCUUUCCACCUGGCUGUGGAGGCCCAGGUUCCCAUUAUCCCCAUCGUGUUCUCUCCCUACCGGGACUUCUUCAGCUCCAAGGAUAAGAAAUUCACCUCUGGGACCUGCACCAUCCGAGUCCUCCCCAGGGUGGACACCAAGGGGCUGAGCCCAGAGGAUGUCCCUGAGCUGACCCAGACUGUCCACCAGGCCAUGGCUGAUGCCCUCAACCAGAUGUCCCCAAACCACCCAGGGGACCAGCACACGGAGCAGCCUCAGCUCCCCUCCAGGCAAGGGCUGGCCUGGCUGCUGGUGCCACCUCCACAGGGUGAGAGUUUCCCAGCAGAGUGA